Molecule: messenger RNA, 345 nt
Organism: Rangifer tarandus platyrhynchus (Svalbard reindeer)
Lineage: Eukaryota; Metazoa; Chordata; Mammalia; Artiodactyla; Cervidae
Source: the annotation of a GenBank genome assembly
AUGAAAGAAGUGAAAGUGAAAGUUGCUCAGUGUGUCCGACUCUCUGCGACCCCAUGGACUACACAGUGCAUGGAAUUCUCCAGGCCAGAAUACUGGAGUGAGAGGAAAAAAAAAAAAAAAAAGAAUACUGGAGUGGGAAACCUGUUCCCUUCUCCAGGGGAUCUUCCCAACCCAGGAAUCAAACCCAGGUCUCCUGCAUUGCAGGUGGAUUCUUUACCAGCUGAACUAUCAGGGAAGCCCACACUGUGUAUAACAUUUCUAAAAGGAAUUAAGAGGGACUUCCCUGGUGGUCCACUGCUUAAGACUCUGUGCUCCCAAUACAGAGGACCCGGGUUCAAACCCUGA